AUGGCCACGUCGUUACCGGCCACUUUACCAGAGGUGAUCCGGCCAUACCACGGUCGCAUUAAUAACGAGGCUGCUGAAUCAAUCCUCCAGCUUGGCAGUGAUGCUUGGGCGCGACUUCAGCGAACGUCCACUGCCACAUCAACUUCGGAAUCUGGCGGUACAGCGACAGAGCCGAGCUCAGUAUCGUCACAGUCAUCCAUCGAAAUCGAUGCCGACAUCGCUAAAGCUACAGCGGCUGCACCAUGCAAAACUCAACAGGCCUUCUCGAUACAGCCCGGACAUGUCUCGCACGCAGAUCAGAUAUGCAAUAUAGGCCGCUCGGUCUUCGCCGCGACUUUCGGUUUCUCCAUACCGCCGGCUGACCUGGCCCAGUACCUUGUUGACAGCUACAGUCUUGAAGCGAUUCAAGCCGAUUUUGCAGACCCGAAUCGUCACUUCUUGGUGGCCGUCAAGUCAUCGAAAUCAUCAGACCGACCGGAAGUGCAGGAGGUUCUUGGCUUUGUCGAGAUCGCAUAUCAUACCACCGAGCCCUGUCUUUCAAACCUUCCUCAAGAGUCACUAGUAGAACUCCAGCGUCUCUACAUCUCGUCCGAGCAUCAGAGUCUUGGCGUCGGCCGCGCGUUGAUUGCAGCUGCCCAGGAAUUAGCACGAAGUCUCGCAGCAAGAAAGCAGCCAAGCGAAGACCCUGAAGACUACGAUGAAGAGGAGGCGGAUGCCGAUGACGAUGGUGAGGAGUCAGCCUCGCGGAGGCUCAGACAGCGGAAGCUCAGGAAAACAAGAACUCAUGCUAGCAAGAAAACUGAUCCGGUCAUCAAUAUGUGGCUCGGUGUAUGGGAGGGAAAUUUCGUCGCGCAGGGUGUUUACGAGAAGGCAGGAUUCGAACGUGUUGGCGAUCACGAGUUCAGAAUGGGCAGAUGUGUUCAGAUCGACUGGAUCAUGGUCAAACAAUUGUAG
This is a messenger RNA of Cyphellophora attinorum, 954 nucleotides long. RefSeq lists its product as uncharacterized. Bases 1 to 954 code for a protein of 317 amino acids. The record is from RefSeq and is a predicted model, not a curated record. Lineage: Eukaryota; Fungi; Ascomycota; Eurotiomycetes; Chaetothyriales; Cyphellophoraceae. Gene Ontology annotation, molecular function: N-acetyltransferase activity. The transcript has a single exon.